AGCAAACCCUUGCACAAUUGGCAAAACCACCACCAACCACACAUCGCACAAACACCAACCACCACCAGACGCAGCAAACACCUCUGACGAUGAGUGCGGGGAGCGGCGACGGUGACGCGCAUUCGAUGCACGAGUUCCUGAUCCAGGAAGGCGACAAUGGCGACGUGUUGGGGCUGACAGAUGAUGGGUUAAGUGGAGAGAGCAGUACAGACGGGCUUGGGUCAUCAUCGUCGGGGUUAAUGGAUGGGAUCGAAGUCGACACAUCGCUGUGGCGAGUGAGCAGACUCAGCCUCAUUUUGCUCAAUGUCGGCUGGACCGGACUGGCGUGUGUCCUGGUGGCCUGGGGCGUGGUGAUGCUCCCUUCGCAGGUGCGCAGUACCGUGGGGAACGACCGUGUUGGCCUGGGCUUGGCGGCGAUUGUCGUCGUGGGGUCGUUGUUAAUCGUGACACCCCUGAUUGGCAUGUUGUCUGACCGGUCCACCCUGUCCUACGGGCGCCGCCGCCCCUGGAUGCUGAUUGGCCUGGUGUGGCUUGUGAUUGCACAAAUAUGCCUCGGCCUCGCCAACCCACACAAGCCCGCUGCAAAACCCCUUGGGUGCGAGGACGAGCUGAACAACGCCACCUCCAUUGUCGGCACCACCACGGCUGCCCCGGACACGGAGGAACUUCACGGCCACCUCUGGGCGCUCAUCCUCGUCUACGGCCUCGCCACCGUCGGCUACCAGUUGAUUGGCACGCCAUAUACGGGGUUGAUCGCCGACCAUACACCACCAGCCCAGCGCGGGUUUGGAUCCGGCAUGAACGGCAUCCUCACCGUCACCGGCAACCUGCUUGGUGCCAGUGUUGGCUUCUUGUUUGCGUCGAGCCUGACAAUUCUUCACAUCUACAUCAUCCUCUCCAUUCUCGUCACCGCCAGCGUGCUCGUCGUUGUGUUUAGCCAGCCUGAGGACCCGCCGCCAAAGUCGCAGCAGUGGCGUAAGAGCGGAACAGCGAAGCGGUCCGGGUGCUCAAACUUUGUUCUCACAUAUGUCGAGCCCCUCAAGCACCACGACUUUCGCUGGGUCUUCUUCACCCGCUUCCUCAUGCAGCAAGGGCUGGCGACGGUGCUGUUCUUUCUUGAGUUGUACUUCCACGACCAGGUUGAUCUGCCCGGCGAUCUGCGAUCGGAGGAGGCCGUCGCGUAUGCGCUCGUGCCGCUCUUCAUCUGCGCCGGCGUUUCCUCCGUCCUCUCCGGCAUGGCCAGUGACAGGAGCGGGGGAAAGCGAAAGCGGUUUGUGAUUGGCGCUGCGCUCAUCAUGAGCGUGUCCACAAUUGUCCUCGUCUUCGUGCGCAGCUUCUACGCGUGCCUGGCGGUUGCGGGCGUGUUUGGCGCGGGGUACGGCUGCUUCACGUCUGUCGACUUUGCGCUGGUGCUUGACGUGCUGCCAAACGAACGGGACAGGGCCAAGGAUCUCGCCAUCUGGCACCAGGCUCUUGUCCUGCCACAACUCAUCGCCACCCCAAUUGGCGGUGCCAUUCGUGAUGGCAUCACGCGCGUCGCGUGCUCCGGGCCCAGCACAUCGCCAAACCACUGCAAGAAGGCGCACUGCCCUGCUGCAUACAUUGUUCUCUUCUCCAUCACCGCAGCCUACUUUCUUCUCUCCGCCCUAUUUGUCCGUCGUGUUCGAGGUGUCAAGUAACUCCAUAAACCCACCCAGAAACUCCCCUCCCCCCCCCCCCCCCACC
Salpingoeca rosetta is the source of this 1725-nucleotide messenger RNA. Its product is annotated as permease transporter. Gene Ontology annotation, biological process: transmembrane transport. Lineage: Eukaryota; Choanoflagellata; Craspedida; Salpingoecidae. Gene Ontology annotation, molecular function: transmembrane transporter activity. The transcript has 7 exons. The record is from RefSeq and is a predicted model, not a curated record. Bases 90 to 1679 code for a protein of 529 amino acids.